GCGUUCGCUCAUUUUCUCUGUUUCCUCACUGCAAAGUAAACCUUUUUAACUCAUUAAGAGCCACCCAACCCAUAUUUAUUUCAGGGUUUCUCCCUUAUAUAGUAAGUACGGGUUCUUCCUUUCUUUGAUAUCGACAAUGCCUUCGAGGCUCUCAGACGCCUUUAGAGCCCACCCCCAACAACAACUCAAACACCCCGACUUUACCUCACUCCACGAACUGCCCGACUCUUACGCAUGGAAUCAACGCGAUGACCCUUCCCCAGAAACCUUCGCCACUGAAUCAGUGCCACUUGUCGAUCUUAACGACCCUAAUGCUCUUCAGGUUAUUGGCCAUGCAUGCAAAACUUGGGGAAUUUUCCAAGUCACCAACCAUGGAAUCUCCACAAGUCUCCUUGAUAUGGUGGAGCACACUUGCCGCUCCCUUUUCUCUUUACCAGUUCACCAAAAACUUAAAGCUGCAAGGUCUCCUGAUGGCGUCUCCGGCUAUGGAUUUGCCAGGAUUUCCUCCUUUUUUUCUAAGCUUAUGUGGUCUGAGGGGUUCACUAUUGUUGGGCCACCAGACGAGCAUUUUUGCCAACUUUGGCCCCAAGAUUUCAGCUACCACUGUGAUGUGAUUAAAGAAUACAAGGAAGAAAUGAAAAAGUUAGCCGGGAGAUUGAUGUGGCUCAUGCUGGGUUCCCUAGGCAUAAUUGCCAAAGAGGAUAUCAAAUGGGCCGGCCCAAAAGCUGACUUCAAAGAGGCCUCAGCAGCUUUACAGUUGAAUUACUACCCGGCUUGUCCGGACCCGGACCGAGCCAUGGGUCUCGCCCCGCACACCGACUCCACUCUCCUCACCAUCCUCUACCAAAACAGCACUAGUGGGUUGCAGGUCUUUAAAGAGGGAGCCGGAUGGGUCGCGGUACCUCCGGUACCGGGGGGGCUUGUGAUAAACGUUGGUGACCUUAUGCAUAUACUGUCCAACGGGUCAUACCAGAGUGUUCUUCACCGGGCCAUGGUGAACCGUAGCCAUCACCGGCUAUCCUCGGCUUAUUUAUAUGGGCCACCGUCUACUGUGGAAAUAUCACCCCAUCCAAAAUUAGUAGGGCCAACUCACCCACCCCUCUAUCGACCGGUUACUUGGAACGAGUACCUUCACACCAAAGCUAAACAUUUCAACAAGGCACUCUCAUCGGUUCGGGUUUGUGUUCCUCUAAAUGGAUUGGGUGAUGUAAAUGAACAAAAUAAUAGCGUUACAGUUGGCUAAGAGAAGGAAGAGAGAGAGUGAUUUUGUUUUGUUUCACUUAUAUUGUUCCUUCCCAUGUCUCCAUUGGUUUGGACGUUUUAUGGGGCCCUAUCCGACUAUUUUGGAGCAUAGUGUUUGGGACAUAGGAAAUUUUAUUUCUCUAAUUUCUUAAUAUUAACCCCAAGCUAGAAUUGUUAAUAUAAAUUAA
Molecule: messenger RNA, 1430 nt
Organism: Gossypium raimondii (Peruvian cotton)
Lineage: Eukaryota; Viridiplantae; Streptophyta; Magnoliopsida; Malvales; Malvaceae
Product: gibberellin 3-beta-dioxygenase 1
Exons: 2
Coding region: 137-1243 (368 amino acids)
Biological process (GO): response to light stimulus; gibberellin biosynthetic process
Molecular function (GO): gibberellin 3-beta-dioxygenase activity
Source: RefSeq, a predicted model, not a curated record